AUGGAGCUGAGGGAAGAGUGGCAAGAUGAUGAAUUCCCCCGGCCGCUGCCAGAGGAGGUCUCUGAGGAGGACCCGGAAGAAUCCAGCUCGGAGCUCAGCCCAGUGGCCAUCAACACCCUGCAGCUGUGCGGCCGGCGGCACAUGAGGCGACGCCUCCCAGCGCCCGACCUCAGCGAGGGCUCCGUGAAGUCCGGGGAGCUCCCGGGGGCCACGCCGGAGGGCAGCCUGGACAUCGACGUGGACGAGCUGGAGACGCCGUCCGACAGCGAGCCGCAGGAGGGCUCCGAGGACGAGCAUGCCUUCGAGUGGGAAGAUGACCUCCCCAGGGCCCGGCGCGUGGAUGGCAACCUCCCGGAGAAGUUUUGCGCAGGCCGCGUGGUGGACGUCAAGGGCCAGGAUGGCCGGAAGUGGCGGAUCUUCCUGAUGGAUGAACAGGAGACGAAGGUGGACUUGAGUGCCAUUGAACCGUACAAGAGGGUCAUCUCCCAUGGAGGGUAUUAUGGCGAAGGCCUGAAUGCCAUCAUCACGUUCGCUUCCUGCUACUUGCCGGAGAGCAGCGUCCCGAAUUAUCCGUACAUCAUGGGGAACCUCUUCAGGUACAUAACAGGGACCCUAGAGCUCAUGGUGGCCGAGAACUAUAUGCUUGUGUGUCUCAAUGGCGCCGCCCCGCGGAGCAAAAUUCCUUCCUUCACCUGGAUCAAGGAGUGUUACCAAACCAUCGACCGGCGGCUCCGGAAAAACCUGCAGACUUUGAUCGUUGUCCACCCCACGUGGUACGUCAGAGCUCUGACGGCCCUCUGCAGACCUUUCCUCAGCUCCAAGUUCAGCCGAAAACUGCGGUUUGUGGACAGCCUGGAGGAGUUGGCACGGCUGAUCCCGCUGGAGCAAGUCCACAUCCCGGACUGCAUCCGCCAGUGA
Messenger RNA from Varanus komodoensis (Komodo dragon), 918 nucleotides. RefSeq names its product BCL2 interacting protein like (gene BNIPL). The transcript is spliced from 8 exons. Gene Ontology annotation, cellular component: cytoplasm. Lineage: Eukaryota; Metazoa; Chordata; Lepidosauria; Squamata; Varanidae. The coding region runs from base 1 to 918 and encodes 305 amino acids. Gene Ontology annotation, biological process: apoptotic process. The record is from RefSeq and is a predicted model, not a curated record.